GUCGUGAGCGCCUCGGGGACCGUCGCCCUGGUCCCCGCCGCGGCGCCGCCCGUCCGCGCGGAGAGCACCCUGCUGGCCCGGGGCGCCGUGACUAAGGCGCCCGGCAGCGUCAGCGUGGAGUCCGCGGCGCCGCAGCCGCUUCGGGCCCCCGUGGGGACCCUGGUAACCAAAGUGGCUCCAGUUAGUGCUCUUCCGAAACUGGGCGGCGGCCCCAGGCUGUCCGCUCCCCAGAUCGUUACCGUGAAAGCCCCCAACACCGCGACGAUCCAGUUGCCUGCUAAUCUGCAGCUUUCGCCAGGAACAGUUUUGAUCAGAAGUAACAGUGGCCAGUUGAUGUUGGUGUCUCCUCAGCCAGGGGUGACGAGAGCAGAAGCCGCGAGCACCGUAACUGCCCGGCCAGCGGUCCCGGUGACCACGCAAGCCGUCAAGAUCUGCACGAUGACGAAUUCUAGCUCACAGCUGCUCAAGAAAGUGGCGGCGGCACCUGUUAAGACGUUGGCACAAGUAGGGACUACUGCGGCAACCACUGCUCCAAACUGUUCCUCAGUACAAUCAAUACCUGUGCCAGCCAGUGUUGUCGCGGUUACUCCUGUAAAGCCGGUGAGUACUGUGACCACCUUGAAGCCUGCAGAAGUGGGGACACCGUCUGCGCCCUCAGAUGAGCCCACUUCUAAAGCAGAGAACUCAGCAGCUGCUCAGGCAGGUCUUUCUCCGGCGAUGUUAGAAAACGUGAAGAAGUGUAAAAACUUCCUUGCCAUGUUAAUAAAACUAGCAUGUAGUGGGUCGCAGUCUCCAGAGAUGGGGCGGAACGUGAAGAAGCUGGUAGAGCAGCUUUUGGAUGCAAAAAUUGAAGCAGAAGAAUUUACAAAGAAACUGUAUGUUGAAUUGAAGUCAUCGCCUCAGCCUCACCUCGUUCCUUUCCUUAAGAAGAGUGUGAUUGCCUUGCGACAGCUUCUGCCCAACUCCCAGAGCUUCAUUCAGCAGUGUGUCCAGGAGACUCCCGGCAGGCUCGCCCUUGCCACCUGUACCCCAGCAGUCACAGCUUCUCCUGUGGUGACAGCUGCAGCGUCCUCAGCCCAGACUGUGAAGCCCACCAUUGCUUCUGCGGCAGCUGUGCCCACCCCCGUGUCUGUGCAAGCUCUGAAUCCACUUGUCGGUCCAGCAGGAGCAAAGGCUGGCAUUGUGACCCUGCAUCCUGUGGGCCCAGCUGCAGUGCCAGGCGGAACAUCCACUGGGACGGUUUUGCUCCAGACCUCGAAACCGCUUGUGACAUCGGUGCCGAACUCAGUGACGACGGUCACCCUUCAGCCUGAAAAACCAAUUGUCUCUGCAGCAGCGGUAACACUGGCCCUGCCAUCAGUCACUUUUGGAGAUAAGUCGGCCACAGCUCUUUGUCUUCCACCUGUGAAACCCAUUGCAGCUUCUGCCGGGGCCACGCUGGACAAGCCUGUCGUUGGCACACCUGUCCAAAUCCAACUCACGCAGCCGGGCACGCUUCUUCCACAGCCGGCUGGGAUUCCAGCAGCGGUCAAGGUCAAGCAACUGGUAGUCCAGCAGCCGUCAGGAGGCCUUGGGAAACAAGGGACCGCAGCACCGCAUUCCUCGGCAGUGACCAUUCCGAAAUCUGCACUCACGGUUCCAGGGAACACUGUAGUACCGACUACUUCCAUUGUAAAGCAAAUUACGCUGCCUGGAAAUAAAAUUUUGUCACUUCAAGCAUCUACUACUACUGUUCAGAAAAAUAAAAUAAAAGAGAAUGGAACAUGUUUCAGAGAUGAAGAUGACAUCAAUGAUGUGACUUCCAUGGCAGGAGUCAACCUCAGUGAAGAGAACGCCUGCAUCUUAGCGACAAACUCUGGAUUGGUGGGCACGCUCAUUCAGUCAUGCAAAGAGGAGCCGUUUCUUUUUAUUAGCGCUCUACAAAAGAGAAUCUUAGACAUUGGUAAAAGGCAUGACAUUACGCAGUUCAACUCUGAUGCUGUGAACUUGAUCUCCCACGCAACACAAGAGAGAUUACGAGGCCUUCUAGAAAAACUGACUACAGUUGCUCAGCAUCGAAUGACUGCUUACAAGGCCAGUGAAAAUUACAUCCUGUCUAGUGAUACUAAGUCGCAGCUCAAAUUUCUGGAAAAGCUGGAUCAACUAGAGAAGCAAAGAAAGGACCUAGAAGAACGAGAAAUGUUACUCAAAGCAGCCAAGAGUCGUUCUAAUAAAGAAGAUCCAGAACAGCUGAGAUUAAAGCAGAAAGCCAAAGAGCUGCAGCAGCUGGAGCUCGCCCAGAUACAGCACAGAGAUGCUAAUCUCACCGCGCUUGCCGCCAUCGGCCCCAGGAAGAAGAGGCCGCUGGACUCCGGAAGUGAGGGCUCAAGAGACAAUCUCGCUUGUGGGACAUCCAGCCUGACAGCCACCAAACAGUUGCUCCGUCCAAGAAUCACAAGAGUCUGCCUCAGGGACUUGAUAUUCUGUAUGGAACAGGAAAGGGACAUGAAGUACUCUCGGGCUCUGUACCUUGCCCUUCUGAAGUGACUGCUCUUCUCACUGUCCAGAUCCUUGUUGUUUACUGCCAAAGAAGACCAAAAGAGCAUGGUUGCACUGUCCUGACAUCUCAGUUUCUGGAGAACAGUCACCAACAUGGAAGACCACUGUUUUCCGUUAAUAAGCUUUUCUUAAAUUUUACUGUACAUCUCAUAGGGUUCUUUUUUUUUUUAAA
Molecule: messenger RNA, 2710 nt
Organism: Octodon degus (degu)
Lineage: Eukaryota; Metazoa; Chordata; Mammalia; Rodentia; Octodontidae
Gene: Taf4b
Product: TATA-box binding protein associated factor 4b
Exons: 15
Biological process (GO): transcription initiation at RNA polymerase II promoter; DNA-templated transcription
Cellular component (GO): transcription factor TFIID complex
Molecular function (GO): DNA binding; RNA polymerase II general transcription initiation factor activity; protein heterodimerization activity
Source: RefSeq, a predicted model, not a curated record